UGGCAAAUUUGGUCAACAAAUGCGUCAGGAUCGUUUUUGGCAGAGACAAAGUCAAAUCAUCAAAAAAACGCACCUGAGCUCGACGUCGUAGGAUACCAGACUAUUGGGAUUAGUAUGUCUGUCGAAUCGCUUAUUCCAAUGGUUAACAGAUGGCUCGAAGGAGUUCAUUCAGCCAUGGCUAUCAACUCUGCCAGUCAAGAUGAAUCGAGUGAGGAUGAAAUAGAAGACGAGGAAGAUGCUGAAUUAUCAUCACCAACCUCAGACAAAACUGCAAGUACGACGCCGGAUCCACGGUCCGGUCACGAUUGCGAUAAAAGAAAACCUUUCAAAAGUCGCUUUUUCAAAAGAACCAAAGAAAAAUGCAUCGACUAUAACGAUAAUGUGGCUGACAGUACACCCGAUUUACUGCCAAACAUUGCUUCAAAAAGAUCUCUCUCAACUGAGGAUUUACCAAGAAAUUUGGAAAGAUUUUCUGGACAUUAUGACAUUGAGCAGAAUUCUCAGGAACCGUCGUACUUCUGUUACAGUCACUCGCACACAAAAAGAGAUUCUUUUGACUCGACUGUAGCACAGCGUCCUUUUUCUCCAUGUUCGACUUUAGCGGCUUCAGAUCAGUUCUCCGUUUGCGAAGAAGACAUCGUUCUAAUGAGUCCACGGUUUCGAGGGAUUUCCUCGCAGAGGCGAGCAUCGGAUGGAAUGGUACAGCGAAUCCCUGUUCAAUGGACAAUGCCGGAGUCCAAUCAUGGAUUCUCUAGCUCAUCCAUUGAUGUUAAUGGUACCUGUAGUAGAUCAUCUAGUAGGCCAGCGACGCCUGCAACGCCAGUUUCUCCAUUUAUCAAGAUAAAAGCAAGCGGAGGAUUCAAAUUACCCCCGCUUAAUGCACCCAACCCAAGAAGGCCAAAAUUACAGGAACUGCCAUCGAUUACUAUAUCUGAAAACAGUGGAAGUAGUAGCCAGGGGUCGCUGGAGUCUUUUAUUGAUGAGCAACCUUGUGCGGCACCUAAAAACCUCGAACAAACAUUAAUCAACACAGCUGAGGGGAAGUCGCUUUCCGCUGUCAAAAACGCGAAACAUCUUCUCCAAAGGCGUCGAGGAUCGCUUCCUACGGUCAUGUCUGCAAUACGCAACAGCGCUCUACCAAUCGUCAAAGAAGAACAUCCACAUACUGAGGAAGAAAACAAGAAACCAGCACGUGAUAAGCACGUUAACCUUCAGAUUCCACGGCAUAGGUUCCGUUCAAAGAGUCUGGACGGGCAGCUGGGCACUGCUAGUGAAUGGGAACAAUACAAGGCGCGUGCCAUGGAGAGAAGAGCGCAGCUCCCGUAAUGCAACAACAAAGAUCUAUCAUCAUAUCUAACUAAAUGAGUUUAUUUAAGCUUAGUGUGUUGAGUGGAAAUUACCGUAUAUGCUGUUCGUUGCAGGAUUUAUUUCGCUCCAGUGCCCGCGCAGUCUUGCUAGCGUGGAAGAGUCUGGGCAUCUGGAACCCAGGAUUUUUCAAUAUUCGGAUUCAUUAAGCCUCAUAAUAUUUGCGAAUAAUUAAUGAGCGCGAAAAUCAAGCAUAUUGGUCAGGUUUGGGACGACUAUUACAAAAAUAAGACGUAUUGUCUAUCGGGAAAAAUCUGGAGAGUUACAAUUGUGAAAAAAUUAUGCGCUCGUGCAAAGCUCAAAAGCGGUGUUGUAGAGCCAGACGAAGAGGACGUCGCAUACCUAUCUUCUCUAACCUCAAAGGCAUCUGUCUUCCUGUUUACUAUUCUCUGGGUUUCCUGUGGUGAACGAUGAAAGAGGAAGACAAGGAGAGGGCACGGAAAAGAAAGAAACCCCAGAGACCUCUCAUUUUUACUGCGCAUGCUCGACGAAAUGCCAUCGAACACAUCGAUGCACACAGGUAGCCCAAUAACAGCAAAUUACUGAAAAGAUAAACAGGAGUAAGAAUAUACGCCCUUGCACGAGGUUGCGACCCUCGUUUGUUGACUGAGACUCAAACCAUCGCGCACAAUAGUGUGUAUAAAAUCAAACGCAUCUGUAAAUAUAUGAUUUUAUGUAGCCAAUCUAUGAGUUUUACCAACCAACAAAAUCAACCAAAGCAAAAAAAAAAAAAAAA
Molecule: messenger RNA, 2101 nt
Organism: Actinia tenebrosa (Australian red waratah sea anemone)
Lineage: Eukaryota; Metazoa; Cnidaria; Anthozoa; Actiniaria; Actiniidae
Source: RefSeq, a predicted model, not a curated record